CAGCGCACUUUGGUCUGGCACAGAAACGAGUACAGCUUCGAUACACGUCGUUUUGCCAAAAGCGUAGCAGGGCAGCCUAAGCGAUGAAAAAAAUAAAUGAGGAAAAAAGUCCGUGAAGCGAGAACCGUAACCGUAAUUCCCAACAGUGCGAGUCACGCCAUUGUGUGCGCAAAUUUUAUUUGCCAAUUGUGCGACGGGCAUUUUUUUCGGAACGGCCGAAUUGUGCGUAUAACGAAAAAAAUAAUACUUAAUUUUUAAGCAAUUUACAAAUUCUUGCGUGCUGCCUGCCUGCCUGCUGUCGGUGUGUGCAUGUUUGCAUGUGUUAGAUUAGCAUCGAGAAGCCUUAGGAGUCGAGCGAACCAAAUGCCGCAGCAGCCGGCCAACGCAUUAGCAUCAGAACGAUGGCCCCAGCGCUCACAGCCGAGCCACUAAGUCCCAAGGAGAAGCUAACCAGCACCGCCUCGCCCUCGGCCCGCAGCUCCUCUGAAAGCGGAGGAGUUGGAGGUGCAGUUGGCUUGGUCAAGAAGCCGGCAACGCCCACGCCGGCAACGGCCACCACGCGGGUAACCCGCUCAUCGGCGGCAGCGGCCUCAGUGACCGCUUCCCCGCAACAACAGCAGCGAUCCUCGCCAGCAAUCAACAACAAGCGAAAAUCGGGCAGCGUUAAAGCCAAUAAUGAACAAAUGGGGCUGAGCACCGCCCCGACACCACACAGCACCAGUUCACCAAAUCCCUCGACUGAUCCAGCGGUAGCCUCCACCUCUGCCGUGGAGCACAACAACAACAACAGCAGCAACAGUACCUCCGCCGGCAACAGCUCCACGCCUAAGGACAACUCCACCGCUCAGCUACUGGCGGAUUUAACCAUUAACUUUGAGGAGACCAUAUCCGCGGAGAUUUGCCUGAGGAAAACCCUACCCGAUGUGAGUCUGGGGAAAGAGCCGGCUCCGCCUGCCUCGGUGCUGGCGGUGGCCACAAGUUCUGCGAGUUCUGGCAGCGGUUUACCCUUAUCUUCGGUGGACGAGCUGCCUAAGAUAGAAACAGAUAAUAUAGAAGAGCGUCUCAGCCAGCUAGAUGGGAAUGCCACUGGAAUGCCCGAGGAGCAUGUGGCACCGCCUUCGGUUCCGGUACCCGUGACGCCAAGAGAGACGCCAAACACGCCCACCCGGCCGCAGACGCCACCAUGUGCCCAUCUUGAUUCUCCACAGCCGGCGCGAACACAGCAGCAGCCAAUUCAACAGAUGACGCCGCAAAGCACCUCCAGUUCAAUAAAUUUUCUCAAAGAUGGAGCAGCGGGUGCAGUUCUAGAGGAUCAGGAUAUCGAGGAGGUGCUUAAAGCGCUAAAAACAUUCGACGGUGGCCAUGUUAAUCCGGAUACCAUUUGCGAGUUUUUCGACGAAGUUUGGGAAGAGGCAGCACCGGUAGCACCAUUGCCGCCCGCGGCCCCUGAAAAUGUUGUCGAUCUGCCCGACGUGAAGCCCACUUGUAGCGGCAGCAUUCUCGCCAGCGGCAGCAACGUUUCCCAGCCGAAUGUGAUUAUUAAGCAGGAGCAGCGGCCCUGGCAGGAGAGUCAUGCUGAAUUGGAGGAGCAGCAGCACGUGAUCUCGCGCCGGAUCGAGUUCUUGCUACGCAGAAUGCGCAAGCUCCAGGCGCGGGCGAUGUGCCGCCACACCAGCGAGGAGGUGGCCGGCAUCAUGGAGUGGUCUGCCCGAAGUUCUCACAAGGCGCCAGUUCCAGCGAGAAGUUCCACACUGACCGAGCAGGAGGCGACUGUCCUAUCGAUUGUCUCAGGACGUCCGAGCACAUCCUUCUGGGAGGAGCAGAACAAGCAUCCGCUUCCCGCUAGUCAGAUGAGCAAUGUGAUCCGGCAUAUUGCGACGGCGGCCAAGCAUCAGCAAAUCUGCCACUCAGCCAGCGGGAGCUCCGCUACUCUGGCGCCAUCCUCUAGCUGGUACAACAGCUCGAACUGCUCAGCGAUGCCGGUGAAGCGUCCACGAAAGAAUCAACUGGAUGCUUCGUUGGCGACGGGGGCAACAGCCACUGCAUCUGCGUCAGGAGCGGGAACAUCUGGACUGACAGUAGGCACGACGGGAUCCGCAACGGGUUCGAAUACCCCGCGGGCGGACGAUAUUGUGCCCGGCUACGACACCUAUGUGACUAAUGAACUCACUCAUGUGUCUGGCUUACUGCACACGGAGCUUCGAGAAGUACAGUGUGCCAUCGAUUCGGACGCCACGGAGUCAAGUUCUGGGGGAGAGUCCGCUGACGAGAUGGUAACCUACAACAACACACAGCAGCUAUCGCUACCAAUCACUCGCCGCGCUGUUUGGCGAUACUCAAGAGAUCGGGCAGGCAUAGCCCUGCGCUGGUCCUGGCUCUGCUCCCAGUUGACCGACUUGGAGAUGAAGAUCCGUCAGCACAGCGACCUUUACUUGGAUCUAACUCAGUCCAAGGGCGAGGUUCAGCUGGAGUCCACAGCUAAAACCUCGCCGUCGCUUCCACCGUCGGCAAAUGGCAUUAAGGAGGAGCCCGGAACCGACUACCUCUGCAGUCGGGCCCGGCCAUUGGUGCUGUCCGAGUUCCGCAAGCGCAAGCUCUUCCAGACCACGAACAUGCAUACGAUUUCCAAGAAAGCCGCACGGCCAAGCAACAUUAAGUGUGGCUGCCAGUGGCCGCAGGUGCCAUGCACCCUGUGCACGGGUCGGACAGACCCCACAGCGCCCAGAGAUCUGGUCGAGACGAUGAUGCCGCAAAACCGGGUGACCCUGCUCGAUGCUGGCUACCAUCCAGUGCUCAGCUUCGCCAGCGAUGUCAGUCAGUCUGUUCACUUGGAGGCCGUUGCCCGCCAGCCGGACUGGCAGUACCGCGUCAUGCGCAGCCAACCCAAGGCCAUUGUCAAGGCCAUGUGGAAGGCGGAGCGAGAGACGCUAGCCUCGGGCGGUGCCGGCGGACAAGGUGGCAGCCGGCGGUCGGGCGAUGCGGUGAAGCGGCGUUAUAUACGUCGCAAGGAGCGCAACAACAACUCAAAUAAGGAGGCUGGCAGCGGAGCGAAGGCUGCUGCUGCAGGAGGAGGAGGAGCAGGCGGAAACGGAAGCGGUGGCGUCGGGGGAGGGGAUAGCGGAAACGGUACUGGUACUGCUACUACUUCUUCUUCUACUACGCCUACUACAACGCCACUUGUGGCCAACACAGCGGCCAAGGGCAAGCGGCAACCACAACACCCAACUGGAGCGAGCAGUUCCAGCUCGCUGUGGCCAGACUCUCGCCAACGCCAACGACCACGCCACCACAGUCCCUCCUCAACCUCGAUCUCGGCACUCAGCGGCGCUAAGAAGUCACGCAAAUCCGCAACCAACAGCAACAGCAGCAAUUCCACACAGCAGCAGCAGCAGAAUCAACACGGCACCAACAUCAACAACCAUCAUCUCAACGGCUACGGGGAUCAGUGGGGGGAGCAGAGCAGGAGUCGUCGCAACUCCUCGCCCUCCCACAGUCAUAAAAAUGAGAGAUCCUCUGAGCGUCGCGUUCGUCCCAUCUACGACAUCAAUAACAUCGUUAUACCCUACAGUAUGCUAGCCCAGUCGAAAAUGGAAAUUAUUCCCUACAAGGAAAUACCCAUACCCAAGUGGCGCAUUGUAGACAGUGAUAAUGAUAAGGGAAAACAUUCGGCGGAUGAGUCAGCGGAGCUGAAACUGAGCAAUGGCUGUGUCGCAUCAAAGUCAGACGAGCUACCCGAACCACAUCUACCAUCACUAGAUCAAGAGCAGCCGGCCCUGCAGCCUCCAAAGGUUAAUGGUUUAAAGGAGAAGCAAGCAGUCAAGCACAAUAACAACAAUAAUACAAACAAUAAUAAUAAUAAAAAUGGACUGGUUAAUGGCAACGCCAAAAAGGAUGAACUUAAGGCUGCCGUUGAUCACGAUACACAAUCAAAAGAAGACGAGCAAAAGGAAAAAGUGGUCAAACCCAAGCUCAACGGAAACUUGGCAAAGAAUCCGAAUGAUAAAACUGCCGAAAAGCAAGACAAAAUUGCUCAGCCAGCUCCAGAACCACCACUGCCUAAGCGACCCAAGCUGGAAGCCCAAGCCAACGAGGUGACCAAGACUAAUGGGCAGGUGGUGCAGCUACAGCUGGAAUCCCAUGAGAGCGAGGAGGAGGCGCAUGUCGAGGAAGAUCUCUCGGAUGAGGCGUUUAUUAUGCGACAUCAGCGAGCUCUUCUCGAGGAGCGACGCCGUUUCGAGACUUUCCUUAAGUUCCCCUGGAGCACCCGAUCCCGUGCAAAUAGGCGCAUCGAUAGUCGCGCCGAAUCUAGUGGCGCCAACACACCAGAUCCCGCCUCACCAGCUCCUCAUUUAGGCGGCAUUGGUCACGACAACGAAAGCAUUCCUUCGCCGCUGGCCCACCCACUGGAAGGUUUCAACGAAAGCGGUGAGCUACUGGCGGGCGGACAGGCACGCCAAGCUCGUCGUCGGACUACGUCCAGCAAGCUUAAGGAUCAGCUGGAACGGCGCAGCACCACGCCCGAUCUGCGGGAGUCUUACACUGUGAUGCCAUCUCCCUUUGAGCCCUUAAACUUUCCGCUCUCCGACGAGGUCUACCAGCGAUUGCUGGCUGAGACAUAUGCGACGCCCAGAUCAAUGACCGUCUCAAAGCGGGCCAAGAGCAAGUCGAUAUCCUCGAACUGCGAUGGGAACACCUCCACAGGAGGCAGCAGUAGUCGGAGAAGCAGCAAGUGCAAGAUUAAGCCAAAUGGUCAGCUAAAUGGCCAGCUAAAUGGACAGCUUAAUGGUCAUCCUGCGACAGCGAAGCUAAAUGGAACAGAUAUGGCAAAUGAAGGUGGAAUUUCUGAGCCGGAAGAGGAGGAAAUGCUGCUAGAAGAUGAGGACGACGACUAUCCCAAGCAUCAUCUGGCGCCGCUGGACGAUGAGGAGCCGUCGACCCCAGAUGUCGAGCAGGAUAUGUACGACUCGGCGAUCGAUGCCUAUCUAGGUGAUCCGGAGGCACUAGAGGAAGAUAUGGGUGAUGAUCCCUUCGAGGACGACGACCCUAACGAUCCGGAGUGGAAGACACGGACCGAGGGCGUUCGCAGCAGACGCAUCUAAGACCAAAAUCCAAAGCAUAUAAUCUUCGUUUUCGUUAUUUAAGUCUUUUAAACGAUUUGUCAAUUUUAAAGCCACAACACACACACACACCACAAAUCAGCCGGAGCAGAGCAACAAUUUUAAUUUGUUUUAAACGGUUUGGUUUGCACUCACAACAGCAUUGCGUACUUUAAGCAAUCGUCUAAGUUAUUUAGUUCUACGAGACCACAAAAAACACAGAUAAGCAGAACCCAAGUACACAACAAACGAAGCAGAAGCGAAAAUCUUGAAAUAAUGUAAAUACAAGCUAAACGCAUAGAGCUAAGCAGUUACUGAUAAUUGUACACUAACCAACGAUCAAGAAAUCAUCGAACGCACCCACCAAGCCGCGUGGGCGUGGUGGAUGUGUUCGGUUCGAGCACUGGUCAGCGGUUAAGUAGAAACCCUAGAAACACAAACUCACUUGGGCUUCAAGCCGAAGUGCGCUAAUGAUAAAAUAGUAAGCUAAUCUAAAUAUAUAUAUAUAUACAAACACAUUUAAAUAUAACAUAUGCAUACAUAAACGUGUAAAUGCCAAGAGAGCAGUUAGCAGAAGAUUUGAAAUGUAUUCGCACCUGCACACAAACGAUUUAACAACCAAGCUAAACCAAGCGUCUAUCUGUAAAUUGAUCAAGCUUAACCAUUAGCCUUUAGCCCAGCAAGUAAUCAGCCGGCUUUGAGGCCGUAUUUCUUAUAUUUUAAAAAGUUUAUCAACUGUAAAUGUAUAGAGAGGAAUUCGAAAGGCGGUAUGUGAAAGCGAUCCGAUCGAACGAUAAAUGUAUGUAUAUGUAUUUUAGUUACUUAGGCGUUUUCAUUUCUACCUUAAACGUUAGUGGCUAAUUGUAGCAAUUAAUACCAUAAAAAAAGCAAAACAAAAACCA
This is a messenger RNA of Drosophila teissieri, 5998 nucleotides long. RefSeq lists its product as uncharacterized. The transcript is spliced from 9 exons. The coding region runs from base 402 to 5099 and encodes 1565 amino acids. Lineage: Eukaryota; Metazoa; Arthropoda; Insecta; Diptera; Drosophilidae. Gene Ontology annotation, cellular component: NSL complex. Gene Ontology annotation, molecular function: histone acetyltransferase binding. The record is from RefSeq and is a predicted model, not a curated record.